Molecule: messenger RNA, 1200 nt
Organism: Caenorhabditis sp. 36 PRJEB53466
Lineage: Eukaryota; Metazoa; Nematoda; Chromadorea; Rhabditida; Rhabditidae
Source: the annotation of a GenBank genome assembly
AUGACUAUUUUGUUGUGUUUCGGCCAGUUCUCAGUUGCCCAAGAACCUGAUAUUGACGACUUCACGCGGCGAACUUUCGAUUAUUCGUCGUGCUGUCCACCUCACAAUCACCUCGGUCGUAAUGAACUACUGAAGAACAUGAUCCGACUAUCUUUCUUCUUUCUGCUGAUCGGGGCGGCGGCUCCGCAGCCACUGCUCUUCCCGCACGGAUGGUUCGAGAGCAAGAAUCUCCGCCCGCGAGACGCGAUUAUACUGAACAUGAUGGCUCAGUCGAAUCUCGAAUAUGGAGGAGUCACACUUGAGGUGAGAUUGCCUAUCGGACGUAAUGAAUAAGAGACUGUUCAGGAACUGGACAAGCUGGACGCCGUCCGUAAGCAGCUUCCCCGUCCAGAAAAGUUGGCGAGGGAUCGAGAAGAAGACGAUAAAGAUCUCGACAGAAAGCCAGCGUUCACGGCAGAAGGCGAGAAAAUUGAAGUGGAGAAGAAGGACGAGGAGGGCGAGAAGAAGAAGGAGCCGUUCCGAAGGGUUCAGUUAAAGAGUGAGCAGUUCAAGUCUCUUUCUAGCAAAUGUACGGAAAUUCAGAACGAGACACAGAGGAAGAUUCUAAGGAAGCUAUUGUUGAGUCGGAGAAUCCGUUCGAAGAAAUCGCGACGAGGUCGCCUCCGAAGGAUUGGAUGAGCAUGAGGCAGUUGAGGAAUAGGAAUAGGAAGAACAAGAAGAAGAAGAGGAGGUACCGCAAGAACGGAUUCCUCACCAGAGACGACAUCAUCAAGACCAAACCGUGAGUUCUCCGCUCCUUCUAAGAUUUAUCUUAUGACUUUCAUUUCUAGAAAUGACGAAUCGUCAGCAGUAAAACUGCCGAAUCUGGAGAUGGAGAAGGCGGAAUUCGAUGAAAAACUACGGAAUCACGCGCAAGACACGUGGGAAAGGGAGAAUAAGGCGGCGGAGCAAGUACGAGAAGAAAUGAAAGCGGGGAAAAAGGAAGAGCCGAAAGAGCCGAUCAGUCCGGCGAUGGAAAUGCUCGCGAAAGAGCACGCGGAUCUGGAUCACAGGAUUGCGAUCGCCGAGCAGACGGGCGCUCGGAAGACCGACAGACUCCCGAACAACCCGUACAGCCACGUGGAUCUCCGGAAGCCCACAGUCAUUUCUCUGCCACUUCCGCCGUUCGAAUCUUUGAAAGAGGAAAAGGAGAGUAGUUAA